AUGGAAGAUAUACUCAACUUUAACAAGGAAUUGGACAUCUCGCUGUUCGAUAACGUUGUGAAUGUUCUUUACAACGGAUCUGGAAAGGAGCAGCAACAAGCACAAACCAUAAUUGCUCAGUUUCAAGAACAUGAGGAUUCUUGGACAAGGGCCGACCAAAUCCUGGAACUCAGUACAAACAGUCAUAGUAAGUACAUAGCACUCAGCACUUUAGAUAAGCUAAUCAAGACGAAAUGGAAGGCGUUAGGAGUGGAACAACGGCUCGGAAUUAGAAACUUUAUCAUCAGUAUGAUCAUCAGUAUGUGCGAAGAUGACCAGGUGUUUGUUAGCCAAAAGGCGUUAAUCCAAAAGUGUGACCUAACAUUGGUUCAGAUUAUCAAACAGGACUGGCCUAAGAAUUGGCCUGAAUUUAUUCCAGAGUUAAUUGCGUCUUCAAGGGCUAGUUUCAACGUCUGUGAGAACAAUAUGGUAACUCUGAAGUUGCUGAGUGAAGAGAUUUUUGAUUUCAGUAGUGAGCAAAUGACACAGGCAAAGGCUCAAGAGUUAAAGAAUAGCAUGAGUAGAGAGUUUGGAGAGAUCUUCAAACUGUGUUUUGAGGUUCUGGACAAAGCAGAGAAGCCCUCGCUUUUGGAGGCAACUUUGAAUUGUUUGCUCAAGUAUAUUCCUUGGAUUCCUCUGGGAUACAUCUUCGAAACGGAUCUACUCAACUAUUUGAGUGAAAAGUUUUUCAAGGAUCAACAGUUCAGACUCACUAGUCUUAAAUGUCUUACUGAAGUGAGUGCGAUUCGUCCCACCCAAGAAUACGAGCAAUACUACCUGAAAUAUUUCAAGACCAUUCUCGAAGCUUUAGUCACUAUUCUACCCCCAGAUAUCGAUUUGAGACAAUCUUACGAAUAUGCUAAUACCACUGAUCAAGUUUUCCUGAAUGAUUUGGCUAUGUUUUUUGUCACAUUUUUACCAAACCACGUGUUGAGCUUAGAGAAAGACGAAAACCUCAAACAAAUGUCAAUCGUAGCCCACCAGUACCUCAUCAAUCUAUCAAAAAUUAGUGAGCGUGAGCUGUUCAAAACAUGCUUGGAUUAUUGGAAUGAAUUUGUCUCUGACUUGUUCUCAGAAGUUCAAAAAUUACCUUCCAAAGAACUAUCUCCCUUGUCACAGCUACAAUUUUCCAGUUCAUUGGGGGGAGGCGCUCCAGAUCCCGAGCUUUUAAAUCAAUUUCCGCUCCGUAAGCACCUUUAUAAUAAGAUUCUCAGUGAGCUCAGAGUUGUUAUGAUUGAUAAUAUGGUCAAACCAGAAGAGGUUCUAAUUGUUGAAAAUGACGAAGGAGAAAUCGUUCGUGAGUUUGUCAAAGAAAGUGAUACCAUUCAACUUUAUCAAUCCAUGAGGGAAGUUCUAGUGUACUUGACCCAUUUGGAUGCUGUAGACACCGAGAACAUCAUGAGAGAGAAAUUGGCUAGGCAGUUUAUGCCCUCCGUAUGGUCUUGGAACAGGAUCAACUGUUUGUGUUGGGCCAUUGGAUCUAUUUCUGGUACCAUGAAUGAAAAAAUGGAGCGUAAUUUCCUAGUUACAGUCAUCAAAGAUUUGCUGGCUUUAACCGACUUAAAACGGGGCAAAGAUAACAAAGCAGUGGUUGCUUCAAAUAUUAUGUACAUUGUUGGCCAGUAUCCUCGUUUCCUGAAAGCUCAUUGGAAGUUUUUAAAAACUGUGGUUAACAAGCUAUUUGAGUUCAUGCAUGAAUCUCAUGAAGGUGUUCAGGAUAUGGCUUGUGACACCUUUAUCAAGAUUACUGAAAAAUGUAAGAGACAUUUCGUCAUACAACAGGCAGGAGAGUCGGAACCAUUCAUCAAUGAGAUUAUUCUCAAUCUGCAAUCUAUCACUGAAGAUUUGGAACCUCAACAGGUUCAUACUUUCUACGAGGCUUGUGGGUGUAUUCUCUCAGCGCAAGAAAACAAAGAUGUGAGAGAUAAGUUGUUGAACGAUCUCAUGAGUUUACCCAACAUGGCAUGGAAUGCAAUAGUUCAACAGGCUGGUGCAGACCCUACUUUAUUGACCAACUCCGAAACAGUGAAAAUCAUAGCAAACAUCGUCAAAACGAAUGUUUCCGUCUGUAAGACAAUGGGUCAGGGAUUCUACCCACAGUUGAUACUAAUCUACGUUGACAUGCUUUCAUUGUACAAUGCCGUGUCAACCAUGAUUUCUAAUGCAGUUUCAACUGACGGCCUUAUUGCUACAAAAACCCCUAAGGUUAGGGGAUUAAGGACUAUCAAGAAGGAGAUUUUGAAGUUGAUAGAAAUUUACAUUUCCAAAGCCAAUAAUAACCAAGAGAUAGUGCGAGACCUGAUUCCUCCAUUAUUACAAGCAGUUUUGAGCGACUACAAUAAUAAUGUUCCUGAUGCUCGUGAUUCGGAGGUUCUGAAUUGUAUGUCUACCGUUGUUGACAAAGUUGGUGCUUUAAUACCUAAUGAAAUUCUGACUAUUCUGCAGAACGUAUUUGAGGUAACCUUAGAUAUGAUCAACAAGGACUUCACUGAGUAUCCAGAACAUCGUGUGGAAUUUUACAAGUUAUUGAGAGAGAUCAACAGAGUAAACUUCAACGCUUUGUUACAACUGCCAACCCAGGCAUUCCAGUCCUUUGUGGACUCUAUCUUAUGGGCCUUCAAGCAUAAUAAUAGAGAAGUUGAAGAGUCAGGAUUAACGCUGGCUGUGGAAUUGUUAAAAAACAUUCAGGACCUAGGUAACAAUGAUUUUGCUACAGCCUUCUAUCAGAAUUUCUACUUUAGCAUUCUGAGUGACACUUUCUACGUCCUGACGGAGCCCGAUCACAAAUCUGGCUUCAAUUUACAAUCGGAGCUUUUGAGUAAACUGAUUCAACUGGUGACCGAGAAUAUCAUUGCUGUACCGAUCUAUUCACCGGAUCAAGCUCCAGCUGGAACAUCCAACUUGGAGUUUGUUCGUAAUUAUAUUGGAAACAUGUUAAUGAACGCAUUCCCUCAAUUGCAAGAGCAGCAACUGGUUAACUUCCUUGACGUUGCAUUCAAACAAUACAACCUACACACUAGAUUUAAAGGAGUAUUAAGAGACUUUUUGGUGCAGAUUAAGCAAUACGGUGGGGAUCCUACGGACUAUCUGUUUGCUGAAGAUAAAGCGAACGAGCUGGCUGAGAAGAAACGGGCAGAAUUAGAGAAGGCAAAACAAAUUGGAGGCUUGAUUAAACCUAGUGAACUUGACGACUAG
Molecule: messenger RNA, 3234 nt
Organism: Komagataella phaffii GS115
Lineage: Eukaryota; Fungi; Ascomycota; Pichiomycetes; Pichiales; Pichiaceae
Exons: 1
Coding region: 1-3234 (1077 amino acids)
Biological process (GO): protein export from nucleus; ribosomal small subunit export from nucleus; ribosomal large subunit export from nucleus
Cellular component (GO): cytoplasm; nucleus
Molecular function (GO): small GTPase binding; nuclear export signal receptor activity
Source: RefSeq, a predicted model, not a curated record